UAUAUCGCCAACCUUCGUUCCGCCACGUCUCUUGAAACCUGGAUCGAAUUCUGUUGUGUCUCCAAAGCUGCGCCAUUUCUCUCACUUGGAAUCCUGUAUAAAGUCCUCGUAUACUAGCAUCGGCGCAAAUCUUGCCAACACCCAGCAAAGCUAUCCAUGGUCUCCACCCCACUGAGGCUAUUCAAAUCGUGGUUCUCUUCCGGAAAGUCAAAGUCAACCCAGCAUCGGCGUCACGACUCAACCACAACACUCACGGAAGCGAGGGAAGACAAUGCUGUCGCAAGUCGCAACGGCUCGCGACGGUCAAGUGCUCCCGUCGAAAGAGAUAUCGCUCCCUUUCAGCCGAGCCAGAAAGGCAGGAAGCAAUCGUCACGAAGCGGGGAGGACGAUGGUACCGCUAGCAGCGCGUCGGUUUGCCAAAUCACCCACGUCGAAGGCUUCGUGCUCCAUAGCGGCCUUCGAACACCAACCCUUCAGUUGCGCAGUGGCUCAGAUAGCUCCCUGUGGCGGAAUGUGCGUCGCGGUCACGGAUGGGCUUUGCCAACACUCUAUGCUAAGCGAGCAGCGGCCAAGCCAACUGAGGGUACCGGCGAAGCUUUCAUGCAUUUGCCCAAUGAGAUCUGGAUGCGGAUAGUGUCAUACAUCGCCGACCUGGACAAUUUUAGCAAAACAAGCAAAGCUUCACACACACUGCUGGGCAACCCUCACGUUCGCCGUGCCUGCUUGUAUGGAAAGUACGGAAUUCGGCUGUCGCUGUACCUCUCCUACGUCCGCCACCGCCGGCUUUUGGACCCGGAGCUCGUUAGUCUUCUGUUCCGCGGCGGAGCUCGCAUCCCACGCUUCAUGGUGCAACAGAUCACCAACGAGCAACAAAGGGAUGGGUUGCCCCUGACGGCUGUACAGCAGCGCAUCAUGGAGGAAGCAAAGAUGUACUAUGCUCACAACCAUGAUUUCAGCGCUGAGGAUGAUAUCCUUACGUUUGAGUACUUGACCAACGAUCUUUUGCGGAACCUGCCGGCCAUUCGAGACCUCAUCACGCGAUACCACUUUGUUCCAUUGGAGAGCAUCACGCCAACAGCCACGUUUCGACUAUCCCAGUUGAUACAAACGGACAUAACGCUUCUUGAUACAUUGAUAGAAGCAAACGGUCUAUGGCCAUCCUUGAUCAAUGAUAGUCUCAUCGGUCAUCUCAUGACGUCGUGCUCGGCACAUUCCUCAUCUGCGACGGAGCCCGCAAGUGAAAAAUCCGUUGGUAGCAUGCUGGAGCCUUACCUUGCCCGAGGGUUUACGCUCACCAGUCCUGUCGUCCUCAGCCAAAUGAGAAACAACCCAACGCCACAAGUUCUAUCGAUUCUGCAAAGGCACGUAUCGCCAUCGGUGCUCCUGGGAGCCUCGACCCAAGUUCUGGCUGAUCACCUUGGCCCAUCGACAACGGCAUUCUCGCCCACCGUUGUCGAAAACAUAGCAUCUACUUCGCGCAUUUCAGACGCCGUAUUGCGCACUAUCCUGUUUCAUCCAACGAAUGCUUUACCGUAUCGGACUCGUUGCUACGAGCAACAGUAUCCCAUUCCAGCUUGGAAGUGGAUGGUGCAACACUUUGGCCCCUCUCACAAGUUCGCAAAAGCCGCGUUCGAUGAUCUUAUCGUGUGGAUCAAUGAUGUUGGAGAAAUUGGCUUAGCGUCCGGCGGCGCCUCCACGUUGAAGAGUCGCCCGCAUCUACCGCAUCGGUCUCACAGCUCCGCAGCGGCAACUGCCCGCACAUCAAUGGACCAACGACCUCCGAGUGCGAUGCUGGGAUACAUGUACCGCACGUCCAACACAUCGGCGGUCAACAUCGCCGCCGCCAGCAACGCCUUGAAGCAAAGCACCAUCGGCAACUCGCAAAUUAUCGGCGACCUUGUCCUCGAGUUCAUGGAUCUCGGAUGCGCACUGGAACCACACCACUUCCGAGCCGGCCCGUCAUCGUCGUCCACAUUGGCGCCGAGCCUGCUCUACGCGUUACCCGCUGCGGCUGUCGCGCGGCAGGCGGCUAUGAUCCGCGAGGCGCAGAGCGUACCGGUCAUGGCGCAAUGGAUAGCGGUUCUCAAUGCCCUUGAACCGCUACCGCGACGCAUGAGCAUCUCCCCGCAUCCUCGACGACACAGCAUAUCCGUGGCAUCUGCCUCGGGGACAUCCCUCCCGCUCUCUGCUGCAGCUCCCUUAUCCUCCGACUCCAAUGCGAAUGCAGCAGCUGGGCCCACCUUUCCCUCAUUGUCAUCCCCAUACUCCAAUCCGAAUUCGAUGGAUCCCCUUAGAGACGCCAUUAGCGUCUUGAGAAGCACCAUCCUUGCCGUCAGCGGAAGCAAUGGCCCCGAUUAUAGGAACGAGAUUGGCGUAGGCAUUCCAGUGACGACGCGGGCAAAGACAUGGGAUGUAGGGCAAACGCAGUCGGAUAUGGGGAAGAGGAGAUGGAGCGGGUGGUUGAAGGGCAAAUUUUGAUGCGAUCCAUUAUGGUAGCGCGUGUUGAGAGGUCUGUACCCUCUAUUCUGGUAUUGUUCUGUGUAUUCAGGUGUCAGGUGUAUAUGAAUACAGAAGUUGUCUGUAUCUCUUUGUGACGGUGUCUACUGGGGUGGAAAGCUAUUUGACUAAUGAUAUAAUGAUA
Fimicolochytrium jonesii is the source of this 2641-nucleotide messenger RNA. RefSeq lists its product as uncharacterized. The record is from RefSeq and is a predicted model, not a curated record. NCBI's taxonomy places the organism in Eukaryota, Fungi, Chytridiomycota, Chytridiomycetes, Spizellomycetales, Powellomycetaceae. The transcript is spliced from 2 exons. Bases 157 to 2478 code for a protein of 773 amino acids.